AUGAUGAUUUUUACAAAAUUUUUAAAGAAAAUUUUAGAAUUUUUAGAUAAUGAUAUGGUAACACUUCAUUCAUGUUUAUUAGUAAAUGAAGAAUGGAGUAAAAUAGCGGUAGAAAUAUUAUGGAAAGAUAUUUAUAAAAUUCAAGCAAGUGCGGAAGAAUUAUAUGGAAUUGAAUUAGAAGAUGAAUCUGAUCAAAAUAUAUUAUCUACAUUAUAUUCAUGUUUAUCAAAAGAAUCUAAGGAACUUUUAAUUCAAAAUAAUAUUAUAAUUGAAUCACCUACAUUAAAAUCACCAAAAUAUGAUUAUCCAAGUUAUUGUAAAUAUCUUGAUGCUGGUUAUAUUAAUCAAUUAAUUAUUAUACAUCUUGGUGAAGAAAGUAAAAUUUAUGAAAGAACUUUAUUAAAACAAGAAAUUUAUCAAUUGUUUAUUGAAAAAAGUUCGUCACUUCUUUACCUUCAUUUUCAUGAUCCUCAUGUUCCAUUUCCUUAUUUUUCUGGUAUAUCAAAUUCUAUCAAUCACCUUCGUGAAUUUUCUUGUGAUACAAGCAUUCCUCCUUCAAUAUAUUGUAGAAUGGCUCAAUUAUGUAGAAAUAUUAAUAAAUUAUUAAUUAAAUGGGUUAAAGAAGAUAAUGAAGGUUUGGCAAAAUUAAUUCAAUUACAAAAUAAUUUAUAUGAUAUUGGUUUUGAAUGUGAAGAUCAAGAUAAUUUGGAAGAAAAAAUUGAUCCUUUUAUAUGUACAAUUAUUGGUAAUGCUUUGGAAUCAAUUUCAAAUUCUUUAUCCCAUCUUUAUAUUAAAAAUUCUUUAUUUUGUAUUCCUUUAUCAUCUAUUUCAAAUUUAACAAAUUUAACUUCUAUAGAUUUAAAUUUAGAAGAAUUAUUUCCAAUUGAUGCUUUGGAAUCUUUAUGUAAUAUUCAUUUUCCAAAUUUAUCAAAAUUAUUAAUUGGUGAAAAUAUUCCUCCUUUAGUAUUAAUAGCUAAUUUUAUUAAAACAAAUGGUAGUUCUUUAAAAGAAAUUUUAUUUUAUAAUGGUUUUUAUAAUGGUGAUUUGGAUGAAUGUACUAUAUUAAAUCAAAUGAUAAGUAGAACUUGUUCAAAACUUGAAACUUUGAUGACUUUUUGUUAUGAUGAUCAAUUUCAAGAUAUAAUUGAAAUUUUAAUUUGUUGUGAUAAUUUAAUUAAUUUAAUUUUAAGAAAUUCUUCUGAUGAAAAUAUUGAUGCUACCCCUUUAUUUACUACUUUAUUAGCUAAUUCUUCUCAUCAUAAACUUUCUAAAUUUUGUGUUGAUAGUAAAAUUCAUUUUACUCCUGAUAUUUUAAAUUCUUUUUUAGAUAUGAUUGAUGAUAAAAAAAAUAUUAAUUCUAUAAUAUUUUAUAUUUAUAAAUCUGGUGGUAUUAAAUAUGUUGGUUAUGAUGGAAUUACAAAUAAUCAUUUACUUAUUCUUGAAAGUGUUGGUGGUUGUAUUUUAGAUGAUGAUGAUAUUAUUAAUGAUUUUUCUACUGUACCAAAAUUUAGGGUUCCUUAUAGGUAUUCAUUAGAAUAA
Molecule: messenger RNA, 1539 nt
Organism: Rhizophagus irregularis DAOM 181602=DAOM 197198
Lineage: Eukaryota; Fungi; Glomeromycota; Glomeromycetes; Glomerales; Glomeraceae
Source: RefSeq, a predicted model, not a curated record